Messenger RNA from Miscanthus lutarioriparius, 771 nucleotides. NCBI's taxonomy places the organism in Eukaryota, Viridiplantae, Streptophyta, Magnoliopsida, Poales, Poaceae. The record is from the annotation of a GenBank genome assembly.
AUGUUUCCCUCGCUCCUCUCGCGCGUGGCGUCCCCUCUCCUCACCACCGCGUGCACCUCCACUGCCUCGUCGCAGCAGCAGGCGGCAGCCCCUCAUCCGCAGGCGCUGAGGCUCCCGCCGCCGCCGGGGAACAACUACAAGCCCAUCGCCACGACGCUGGUGGCGGCGGCCGCGGCGGGGCUCCUGCUUCUGUCCCCUGCUCCCGCUCCGUCCCGCGCCGACCCGGAGUUCACGGUGUACUACGGCACGGCGGCGAGCGCGGCGAACUACGGCGGGUACGGCGGGAACGCGAGCAAGAAGGACACGGCGGAGUACGUGUACGACGUGCCGGAGGGGUGGAAGGAGCGGCUGGUGUCCAAGGUGGAGAAGGGCACCAACGGCACGGACUCGGAGUUCUUCAACCCGCGGAAGCGCGCGGAGAAGGAGUACCUGACGUUCCUGUCCGGGAUCCGCGCGCUGGCGCCGCUCAGCGCCGUGCUCGACAACCUGGCGCUCUCCGACGUCGGGCUGCAGGACCAGAUCGCGACCGCCGACGACGUGCGCUCCGCCGAGCGCGCCGACGGCGCCGGGCAGGUGUACUACGAGUACGAGGUGGCGGGCGCCGGCGCGCACAGCCUCAUCUCAGUCACGUGCGCGCGGAACAAGCUGUACGCGCACUUCGUCACCGCGCCCAACGCCGAGUGGAGCCGCGACGAGGCCAUGCUCCGACGCCUGCACGAGUCCUUCAAGACCAUCCAGCCCGGCGCCCCGCCGCCGGCCACCGAGACCUAG